AUGAUGUCUCAACCUCUAAGGUCAAAAUUGGUAUCAAAAGAGGAUUAUAACUUAAUAAAAAAUAGUAACAAACUAAUUUCUACUUAGAUUGGUGUCUUUAAAAAGGAAGUUCAGCAAUUAGUGAUUAUAGUGGGGAAAGUUAUUUCGGAGGAUCUAAUGAAUUCAAAAAGGAUACACUCCUUCAAAAUUAUUACUAGUUGCCACCUCAUUCUUAAGUAAUUAUUUAGAUAAGAGCUAUUUUCUCUUCUUGUAUAUAAUCUUUUGAAGUGUAAUUGGAUGACGCAAUAUAAACUAUUGAUUACGGUCUGUUAUUUACCUCCUAACCUGUGGAUUUGGAGCUUAACUACUUUCACUCCAGUAAGUCGGCAUUUUUUUCUUUGUAAGUUACUUAGAAAUCAGGCUGUUCUAAUCCGAAUACCUGGUGGGGUGUUUUUGCAAUAUAAAUCCAUGUAUCAGAUUGUUAAGAUGGUAAAGAUUAUUGUUAACCUGGAUCAAAUAGUUUAUGGACAAUCUUAAAUUCAAAUCUGAAUUUCUAACCUACUGAUUGGAAUUUUUCUUUAGCAAGUUCGUAAAAUUAAUAUAUGUUUAAAGGUAUAAUGAAAUAUGAAAACUAAUUUAGAUUUUAUAAUUUAAUUUCUUCGUUAUAGUAGUUCUUUUGUGCUUUAAAAAUAAGUCCUAGUACCAUAUCCAACUAAAGUCAAAUUGUAAUUUAAACUCUUUUUUAAGAAUAGUCCUUCAUAAAUAAUUAUAUCUAUAAAUAAUCUUUAGAUAGUGUGGCCAAUAAAUAAUUAUUAUCAAUACUAUUAGGAUUGCAAUAUAAAUUUUUAAUUGAUUUAUAGUAUUGAAAUUGAUAUUCAUCAUCAUAAAAGUGAUUUAUUGUCUAUAGAUCUACUUUUAAAUGAAAAUUUUGGAAAUAAUGAAGUGAGUAUUUUUGAUUUCGUUGUAUAUUAUUAAGAAUAGAAUAUUGUUUAACUACCAAGUUUAGGAUGCUAAAAUCAGAUAGGCUAAUAAUGUAUUUCUUGUGAAUAAGGUUGGUAAUACGAUAGUUUGAAAUAGAAUUGCAGUCCCAUUUGUGGUAAUAGAAUACAACAAGGAUAUGAAGAAUGCGACGAUGGAAAUGAAAUUUCUAAUGAUGGCUGCAACAACUGUAAAUUUUAAUGUUCUCUAGAUUGUUAAAAAUGCUAAUUUGGGAAGUGUUUAAUAUAGUCCAAUUCUAAUAACCUAAAUUAGUUAGAUGCUUUAUCAAAAAUUUAAGAUUGUAUUCAUGCUAAAGGUUAUUAUUAUGACUCCUUAUUAAAUGAUUGUUUAUCCAUCUGUGGCGAUCGAAUUAUCACAUUAGAAGAGGAAUGUGAUGAUGGUAAUAGCUUAUUAAAUGAUGGGUGUAGUAAUUGUAAAUUCAUAUGCUCUGAUAACUGUUUGGAUUGUUAAUUUGGUAAAUGCUAUCAAUGUCAUUAAGGAUAUAAAAUUUAAUAAUUUAAAUGCAUUUCAGAUUGUGGAGAUCAAAUAAUAAAUGUUGAUGAAACAUGCGAUGAUGGAAAUAAUAUUAGAUUUGAUGGAUGUCAUCAAUGUUAAAGCAGUUGCUAAUUAUAAUGUUUAUUUUGUUAUAAUUCUCUCUGUAUUUAAUGCUUAUAAGGUUGGAAUUUAAUUGAAGGUAAAUGUGAAUAAAAUUGUGGAGAUGGACAGGUGGCCUUAAUGUCUAAUGAAUAAUGUGAUGAUCCUAAUAAUAACAAUUGUAUUGAUUGUUUAUUUUAAUUCUGCUAAGAUAAUUGUCAAUUUUGUAACUAAAAUACGUGUAUCACUUGUUUUUUUCCUUUUUAAAUGAUAAAUGGAGUUUGUUUACCCAUAUGUGGUGAUUCCAUUGUAACACUUGAAUUUGAACAAUGCGAUGAUGGAAAUGAUAUCCCAUUUGAUGGAUGUCACGAAUGUCAAUAUUCAUGCUCAUAUGGAUGCUAAGAAUGCGAGUAUGACAAUAUUUAUAAAGAAUGUGAGUAAAAUGUUUUUGAUUUGGAUCUCUAAACUGGUAAGUGCAAAGAAAUUAAUAAAUCAAUCAAUAAUAAAUAAGAUAAUUAAAUUGAUUAAUCACAAGAGAAUGGUAGUAAUAAUUAGAUUAUUUAAUGUAAUCCUAAUUAUGUAUUAAUUGAAAAUGUUUGUGUUAAUUUAUGUGGAAACGGAUAGCUCAAUAGCCAGUAUGAAGAAUGUGAUGAUGGUAAUAAUAAUGGAGGCGAUGGAUGUUCUUCUUUGUGCAACCUUGAAAGAUUUUUUGAAUGUAUUAAUCACGAAAACUCUUUAACAAUAUGUUCAUUUGUAAAACCUCCUGAUUUAAAUUUAAAUAGACUUUCUGACAAAUAAAAUCAAACUCAAAUUAUUGAAUUGACUUUUUCUGAAUAAGUUAAAUUAAAUCAUCCAUCUUUUUUAGAAGAGAUUGUAAUUUUCAAGAUAAAUCCAUAAGUAACACAUGAACUAACCAUACUUCCUAUAUAAAACUUGACAAAUUAUUUGAAUGAUCCUGUAUACUAGAUUAUUAUUUAGUUUUAUCAAUCUAUAGAAAAUCCAAUCCUCGAAAUCGAAAUCUCUAAAUUUGCUAUAUCAAAUCAAUUUGAUAUAGAAUUACUGAACUUUAAUAAGAGUGUAAGUCUUGGAACUCCUUUUGUGAUGUCUGCAAUAACUAAGCAAUAAGUUGUAUCAAUUGUCAAAUUUAAUGAUGCUAUGAUUUAUUCUAUGGUAAGCAUUGCAGGUUUAGCUAUGGUAACAGGAAAUAUGGUGAUGAUUCUCAAUCUUUUAGAUCUUUUGCAAUCUUUGUCAUAUAUUCGCUAUAUGCAAUAUUAGUUUCCACCUAAUUUAAGAUAAUUUCUUGAAACUUAUACUAAGGUUUCUCUAUCACCUAUAUUAGAUUAUUUUCAAGUUGAUGAAUUUAUUGCAUAAUUAAAUGGUGGUUUCAUACCAUAUAAAAGAAAAAAGACAUAAAAAUUAAGCAUAAAUUUAGAUUUUCAUUAGGUUUAUUUAAUGAAUGUCAAAAGCUGCUACUUUUCUCUUUUGGCUUCAUUUAUUACAUAUCUAAUUUGCUCUGUUAUAGCAUCAAAAUUAAUAAAUUAACAGUUGUUUAAAUAUUAUCAUAAGUAAACUUAAAAUAUAAAAUAUCUAAAGUAGAUCUAGAUGUUUCAAACAAAAAUUUAAUAAUAGUGUCAAAAAAUAAAAAAUGAUUAUUUCUCUUUUGGAAUAUUCUAACUCUAUUUUACAAUACUGCAUCAAUUUACCUUUAGUACUUUAUUAUAAUUUCCAGAUUACUCUUUUGAAACAUUAUUUGAGACCUUUAAUUCUUUGAAUGCUGUGAUUGCAUUAUUUGUGAUAAUUUUCAUCUCCUUUUAAGUCCUCUCAAUCACAUCUUCUCCAAUUAAAAAUAGGUCAAAGUGGAAAUAUUUCUUUUAAGGAUCUAGAUCUUAAUUUUGGGCACUUCAAUUCAAAUCCUUUUAGAUAUUUAGAGUUAAAUUUUACAUCUUUGUUAUUGUUACCUGCAUAAAUUAUCCAGAAAUAUAAUCGAUACUAUUAUCGAUGCAAUCAUUAUGUUUUUUGAUAUAUUUAUACAAAUUUAGACCAUUGACUUCAAAUUUCGAUUUAGUUAAAUUGAUGAUCAGAGAAUCAUUUUUAAUGGCAAUAUUUUGUUCAUUAUUAUUAUAUAGUUUUGAUUCAACCAAUGAUUAACUAUUACUAUAUGGAUGGAUACAUAUAUUCCUAUUCUUGUUUAUAUUAUCAACAAGUUUAGUUGUGGAUAUGAUUGAAUAUUUUUAUAAGGCAUAUUAAAAUUACUUGAAAAAGAAAAUUAAAUAAGAAUAAAAAGAAUAUCAAAAUUAUUAUGAUAAUCCACUUUAAAGAUUUAUAUUGAUUGAGUAGUAAAAUAUUGUGAAUUGA
This is a messenger RNA of Paramecium primaurelia, 3906 nucleotides long. The record is from the annotation of a GenBank genome assembly. NCBI's taxonomy places the organism in Eukaryota, Ciliophora, Oligohymenophorea, Peniculida, Parameciidae.